Molecule: messenger RNA, 1308 nt
Organism: Saccostrea echinata
Lineage: Eukaryota; Metazoa; Mollusca; Bivalvia; Ostreida; Ostreidae
Product: scavenger receptor cysteine-rich type 1 protein M130-like
Exons: 8
Coding region: 1-1308 (435 amino acids)
Cellular component (GO): membrane
Molecular function (GO): scavenger receptor activity
Source: RefSeq, a predicted model, not a curated record
AUGAGCUCACAAUUCCAAAAAUCCAAAGAUUUGAGUUCCAGAGCAGUGGACGGAAACAAGGGACUGCGCACUCCUGAUUGUAUCCUAUCCGAUUCCGGUCAGCGCCAAGCAUGGUGGCAGGUCGAUCUGGGAGCGGAACAAAGUUUAUCCUACAUACGGAUCAACUAUCAGAAAAAACUGACGGAUAUGGAAGCAAGGGUUCGCCUCGUAGGAGGUAGAUCAGAGGGCAGUGGAAGAAUUGAGUUUGUACACCAAAAUAUAUGGGGAACAGUGUGUGAUGAUAUGUUUCACGCCAAGGAUGGAGCGGUAGCGUGUGUUAUGGCGGGUUACUUACCAGAUAAUGUAAAAGUCCGGGAGGAGGCUUACUUUGGAGCUGGUAGAGGUCCAAUAUGGCUAGAUGACCUAGAUUGCACUGGUGAAGAAAUUGACCUCACUACUUGUAAGAAUGCUUUUAGAGAACCACCAAAUUGUAGGCACAAUGAGGAUGUCGGCGUUGAAUGUUCAGUUGGGAGUACCAUGGCGGGAUUUCAAAUCUUCGUAUCCAACAGUAAAGAUUGGUGGAGGGGUCACAAAUGCUUCCAUUACACUGACAUAACAGCGCCCCCUAGUGUCAUGAACGUCACGUGCCCAAAUCAUGGACGGUAUGUGACGUUUUACAAUGAACGGAACACCUCGGAAGUUUACCCACUCACUUAUUCAAAAUUUGCCUACGUUCAGCUUUGUGAAUUAGAAGUGUUUGGCUGUCCUAGUGGUCAAUAUGCCCCCGACUGCAAAAGAAAAUGUCCUAUUAACUGUGACCUUGACCGCUGUGAUAUUAAAAAUGGCAACUGUUUUGCAUGUAAGGAUGGUUAUAUAGGACAGCGAUGUGAAACUGAAUGUACCAAAGGACAGUUCGGGAAAAAUUGUAGUCUUACAUGUGGAAACUGCCUGUAUGAAGAGCCAUGUAAUUUUAUUGAUGGCGCAUGUGCAAAAGGAUGUUCACAGGGUUGGAAAGGAUUUUACUGCAAUGAAACUUGCAAUGCGGGAUUUUAUGGGUUAAAGUGUACGGAAUCCUGUAGCAUACAUUGUACGAACCCAAUGUCAUGUGAUCACGUAACCGGAAACUGCGCAGAGAGUUGUAAGGACGGCUGGGAAGGCGAAAAGUGUGACAAAGAAUGUAAAGCACUGAAAUAUGGAGAAAAAUGUCAGUAUUCAUGUGGACAUUGUGUAAAUCGUGAAAUCUGUAAUCACGUGACUGGCGAAUGUUCGAACGGAUGUGCGCUUGGAUGGAAAGGGGAUGUCUGUGACAAAGGUUAUGUCGUCAUUUAA